CUUGCCGGUGUUUCUGUAAACAUCCACAGAUAAAACCAAAAUGAUGAUCGGAGAACACCAUCGAUCAAAUCCAACGGUUCAUAUUCCUCCAUGGCCAAAUCACGAUGAUCCAACGUCUGAAAUUUACUCCUCUUAUUUCCCUGACGAUGGCAAUGCCGGCGCCGGAGAUUACUCUCCGUACUAUCUCCGUGAAGCAAUGGCUGCGCUACAGCGUUAUCUUCCGUCAAACGAGUUCGACGCCGGAGACUGUGAUUCUGAUUCGGAAUCUCCGGCGGAUUCUCCGGUGGAUGCUUUUACAGGCGAUCAUUUUCGUAUGUACGAGUUCAAGAUAAGAAGAUGCUCACGUGGAAGAUCACAUGACUGGACGGAGUGUCCGUACGCACAUCCCGGAGAGAAAGCACGCCGCCGUGAUCCGAGAAAGUUUCAUUACUCCGGUACGGCGUGUCCUGAUUUUCGUAAAGGAAACUGUAAAAAAGGUGACGCGUGUGAAUACGCGCACGGUGUUUUCGAGUGUUGGCUUCAUCCAGCUCGUUACCGUACUCAGCCAUGCAAAGACGGUACUAGCUGUCGCCGCCGUGUUUGUUUCUUCGCUCACACGCCGGAACAGAUCCGUCUCAAUGUUAACAGUCCAACUCCACGUAGUCUUAACUCGCCGGAUUCAUACGACGGUUCUCCGUUACGACAAAUGGCUUUACCGUUACCUUUCAUGUCUUCUCCCGUUUCGACAACUCCACCGGAGUCACCGUCGCCACCGAUGUCUCCGAUGGCUCAGUCGCUGAGUAAAUCUCUCGGCUCGAGUUCAAUCAACGAGAUGGUAGCUUCUGUACGUAAUCUGCAGCUUGGAAAAUUGAAAUCUAUACCUUCUAUGCCGGUUAAUAGAAACAUUGCACUCGGGCCGGGUUUCGGGUCACCCAGAGGUUCUGUGCUUCGACCCGGUUUUUGUAGUCUUCCAACUACGCCAACUCAAGUUACUGGACCGGGUUCGGGUCGGGUUGGAUAUUUUGAUCUUUGGGAUCAGAGUUGUGAGGAGGAACCUAUUAUGGAGAGAGUUGAAUCUGGGAGAGAUAUAAGGGCUAAGAUGUUUGAGAAAUUAAGCAAAGAAAAUUCAUUGAAAAAUUCGGAUUCGGGUCAACCUGAUGGUGCUCCAGAUGUUGGGUGGAUAUCUGAUUUGGUUAAUUGAAAUGAAAUGAAGGUGGUGAUUAUUUUUGGGAGGUAAUUGGUUUGUUUAAUUGUUGGAUUAAACUUAAACGGUGUCGUUUUGAGGGUUGUUUAUGUAGUUUUGUUGUUGAUUAUUACUAUGUUAAUGUUUUGAAUUUACUGUCCCUGCAGUGUGAAUAGAAUGGAAGGAAAGUAGGGGAGUGAAUCUGUGUAAAUAUUUUUAUUUAUAUAAGGUACUAUGAGUAAUGAGUGAUGAGUAAGGGUUAGUGUCUGAUUAUCUGAUUAAUUACCUUCUAUGAGAUUAAAUUAAGCCAUCCAGAACUCUUUUUGUAUAACUAUCUAAUCAUUGUUAUUAUUAUGAAAUUAUGAAUUAUGGAUUA
Trifolium pratense (red clover) is the source of this 1538-nucleotide messenger RNA. Its product is annotated as zinc finger CCCH domain-containing protein 20. Lineage: Eukaryota; Viridiplantae; Streptophyta; Magnoliopsida; Fabales; Fabaceae. Gene Ontology annotation, molecular function: metal ion binding. The coding region runs from base 41 to 1180 and encodes 379 amino acids. The record is from RefSeq and is a predicted model, not a curated record. The transcript has a single exon.